GUGUGUGCGCGUGUGUGUUUGCUCGAGCUGUGAAUUCGGCAGCAGCAGAAUGUACCAUUUUACUCCAUUGUAAGGGGGAAGGAGUAAGGUAUUUAAGGGAGAUUUACUGUGUCUCCUCUGUGUCCCCCUCGGUUCGAAGCACAUGGUUCUUUCCGCUUUCCAACCAAACGACAGUAAACAGUGCUCUCAGCCACCGUAUCCUCACCCCUUCUCUCUCCUCCCUACCCCUGUUGCGUGAUUAGUGGGGAAGUCUUGUAUUUGGGAUAACUGACAGACAGAUCCAAACCUGAAGCUUCCCACAGCAGCUGGAUCUCUGUCUCUCUUAUUCUCUCUCUCUGCCUGUCAGCUUACCUCUGGUGGUGUGUAUCAGACACGCCCCCUCCUCUCGCUCUCUCUCUCUUUCUCUCUCUCUCUCUCUCUCUCUGUCUCUCUCUCUCUCUCUCCUAUCUAUCUAUAUCUCCCUGUUUCUAUCCACACACAAACACACAGUCCAAACAUCAGAUGCAGAGUUCCGGGGAGUGGGGCUCUGAAUGUAGAUCAGGACCAGUUCAUAUGUGGUGGUGGUUGUAGCUGGAGGCAUAGAGGACUAGUGGCUACACCUCUCUCUUUCUCUCUUCUUUCCUUCCUCCUCCUCUGCUUUCCCGCAGAGUUGUGGGAGCAGACGGCUCGGCUCCAACGUCUUCCUGCUCUCGGGGGAAAGUCACCCGCUGGGAAUCAAUUUAUUUUAACCCUUCGCUGGCGCUACUGCUCUUUGGGACUCUGGGAGUCUUUGGGGGAAUUUUAAAGGAGGUUUGGGUUGAUUUUGUCUGGAAUCACUGUAGUAGGAGGUAGCAGGCAGCCAUGGCGCACGCCGCUGCCCACAUUAAGAAGUCCAGAGUGGAGCUGGUGGAGCAGCAGGGUCCUGACCUGAAGGCUCUGGAGAAAGCCCGUCAGAGGAGGAUACGUUCCCGGGAACGGGCCGAGCGCAAACGCAAGUCGGACAGCAACACCAGCUUCCUGCGAGCGGCGAGGGCGGGGAACAUCGACAAGGUUCUGGAGUACCUGAAGGGUGGAGUGAACAUCAGCACCUGCAAUCAGAAUGGGCUCAACGCUUUGCACCUGGCAGCUAAGGAGGGCCAUGUGGAGCUGGUCCAGGAGCUGCUGGAGAGAGGCUCUGCUGUGGACUCGUCCACCAAGAAAGGGAACACAGCCCUCCACAUUGCCUCUCUGGCCGGACAGGCAGACGUAGUGAAGAUGCUGGUGAAGCAGGGAGCAGAAAUUAACUCUCAGUCUCAGAAUGGCUUCACUCCUCUGUACAUGGCUUCUCAGGAGAACCAUAUAGAUGUGGUACGUUACCUUCUGGAGAACGGAGGUAACCAGAGCACCGCCACGGAGGAUGGAUUCACCCCCCUGGCCAUCGCCCUCCAGCAGGGCCACAACCAGGUGGUGUCCGUCCUGCUGGAGAACGACACCAAGGGCAAGGUGCGGCUGCCCGCCCUGCACAUCGCCGCCCGCAAGGACGACACCAAGUCUGCAGCGCUGCUCCUCCAGAACGACCACAACGCCGACGUCCAGUCCAAGAUGAUGGUCAAUAGAACUACGGAGAGUGGAUUCACGCCACUGCAUAUCGCUGCCCACUAUGGAAACGUGAACGUGUCCACAUUACUGCUGAACCGUGGGGCGGCUGUGGACUUCACAGCCAGGAAUGGGAUCACUCCCCUCCACGUGGCCUCCAAGCGUGGUAACACUAACAUGGUGCGCCUCCUACUGGACAGGGGGUCUCAGAUCGACGCUAAGACUAGGGACGGCCUCACACCUCUACACUGUGCAGCCAGGAGUGGACAUGACCCAGCAGUGGAGCUACUGCUGGAGAGAGGAGCACCUUUGCUGGCCAGGACCAAGAACGGUCUGUCUCCUCUCCACAUGUCGUCUCAGGGUGACCACGUUGAAUGUGUCAAGCACCUGCUGCAGCACAAGGCGCCUGUUGAUGACGUCACACUGGACUACCUGACUGCUCUGCAUGUCGCCGCCCACUGCGGUCACUACAGAGUCACCAAGCUGCUGCUGGACAAGAGGGCCAACCCCAACGCUAGAGCACUGAAUGGUUUCACCCCGCUGCACAUUGCCUGUAAGAAGAACCGAGUGAAGGUAAUGGAGCUGCUGGUCAAGUAUGGAGCAUCUAUCCAGGCCAUCACAGAGUCUGGCCUGACUCCCGUUCACGUAGCAGCUUUCAUGGGUCACCUCAACAUCGUCCUGCUGCUGCUACAGAACGGAGCCUCGCCUGACGUUAGCAACAUUCGUGGGGAGACUGCUCUACACAUGGCAUCCAGGGCAGGACAGGUGGAGGUGGUGCGCUGUCUGCUGAGGAACGGAGCCAUGGUGGACGCUAGAGCCAGGGAGGACCAGACACCCCUCCACAUCGCGUCUCGCCUGGGGAAGACUGAGAUAGUCCAGUUGCUACUGCAGCAUAUGGCCCACCCUGACGCCUCCACUACUAACGGAUACACACCUCUCCACAUCUCAGCCAGGGAGGGACAGGUGGACGUGGCUUCAGUACUACUGGAGGCGGGCGCCUCACACUCGCUGGCUACUAAGAAAGGAUUCACUCCCCUGCAUGUGGCAUCCAAGUACGGAAGCCUGGAUGUGGUCAAACUUCUCCUGAAAAAAACAGCUCCCCCUGAUUCUGCUGGGAAGCCUGGUUUUAUCCAACCUGCACUCACCUCGUCAUCCUUGCAGAACGGCCUCACACCUCUCCAUGUCGCUGCACAUUAUGAUAACCAGAAGGUGGCGCUCCUGCUUUUGGACAAAGGGGCCUCCCCCCACACCACGGCCAAGAACGGCUACACCCCACUCCACAUUGCGGCGAAGAAGAACCAGAUGGACAUUGCGGUGGUGCUGCUGCAGUACGGGGCAGACACCACCAUCCUGACCAAGCAGGGGGUCACCCCUCUGCACCUGGCCUCACAGGAGGGGCACGCUGACAUGGCCACCCUGCUCAUCCAGAAGGGGACUGAAGUCAACGUCUCCACCAAGAGUGGCCUCACCUCCCUCCAUCUUGCUGCCCAGGAGGACAAGGUGGUUGUCAGUGAGAUACUGGCUACACAUGGAGCCAACCUGGACCAGCAAACGAAGUUGGGCUACACUCCACUGAUUGUAGCGUGUCACUAUGGAAACGCCAAGAUGGUCAACUUCCUCUUACAGAACGGUGCUAGCGUCAACGCCAAAACCAAGAAUGGAUACACUCCCCUCCACCAAGCAGCACAGCAAGGAAACACACACAUCAUCAAUCUACUGCUGCAGAAUGGAGCUAAGCCCAACAACAUCACUGUGAAUGGUAACACAGCUCUGGCCAUCGCCCGGCGACUGGGCUACAUCUCUGUGGUGGACACACUCAAGGUGGUCACCGAGGAGAUUAUUACCUCGACAACCACGGUGACAGAGAAACACAAGAUGAACGUUCCUGAGACCAUGACUGAAGUCCUGGAUGUCUCUGAUGAGGAGGGCCUGCAGACUGUACCCACAGGGCUGAAACAGAAUGAGGAUGCUGUUCUGUCAGAUGACUCCAUGGAUUUAGAAGGUGAUGACACUAUGACAGGGGACGGAGGGGAGUAUCUGAGGGCAGAGGACCUGAGGGAGCUGGGGGAUGACUCCCUGCCUGGACAGUACCUGGAUGGGAUGAACUACCUGCGCUUUAGCCUGGAGGGGGGACGCUCUGACAGUUCGGACAGGUCCUACACUCCCAGUCACCACGGUUACUACUCUCCCAAACAGGACAGCCUGAUGGACGAGAUGUUAACCGGCCAAAACGUGUCGUCUCUUUCCAGGGAAAAUGAGAAGGACUCGUACCGUCUGAGCUGGGGCACAGAAAACCUGGACAAUGUGGCACUGUCUUCCAGCCCCGUCCACUCUGGACGUUCCUCUCCGUGCCAUGAUCAUGGCGACAGCAGCUUCCUGGUUAGCUUCAUGGUUGACGCCAGGGGCGGAGCCAUGCGGGGUUGCCGCCACAACGGCCUGCGCAUCAUCAUCCCACCGCGGAAGUGCAGCGCUCCCACGCGGGUGACCUGCCGGCUGGUAAAGAGGCACCGCCUGGCCACCAUGCCUCCCAUGGUGGAGGGAGAGGGCCUGGCCAGCAGGCUGAUCGAGGUGGGGCCUGUCGGAGCCCAGUUCCUCGGUAAACUACACCUUCCCACUGCCCCGCCCCCUCUUAACGAGGGCGAGAGCCUCGUUAGCCGCAUCCUGCAGCUCGGGCCACCCGGGACAAAAUUCCUCGGGCCUGUGCUGGUGGAGAUCCCUCACUUCGCUGCCCUGAGGGGGAAGGAGAGGGAGCUGGUGAUCUUACGCAGUGAGACAGGAGAGAGCUGGAAGGAGCACCACUGUGAACACACCGGGGAGGAACUUAACCAGAUCCUCAACGGCAUGGACGAGGAACUGGACCCUCCAGAGGAGCUGGAGAAGAAGCGUAUCUGCCGCAUCAUCACCAGGGACUUCCCCCAGUACUUUGCGGUGGUGUCCCGGGUCAAGCAGGACAGUAGCCUGAUCGGUCCAGAGGGGGGCGUCCUGAGCAGCACGGUGAUGCCUCAGGUCCAAGCUGUCUUCCCAGAGGGAGCCCUCACCAAGCGGAUCAGAGUGGGACUCCAGGCUCAGCCAAUGAAUGUGGACAUGGUGAGGAAGCUCCUGGGAAACAAGGCGACAUUCAGCCCCAUUGUGACCUUGGAGCCCCGGAGGAGGAAAUUCCAUAAACCCAUAACCAUGACCAUCCCUAUCCCCAAGAGUAACACUGACCCUGUGGUCAAUGGCUUCGGCGGGGACCAGCCCACCCUGCGCCUGCUUUGUAGUAUCACAGGUGGAACGACGCCAGCGCAAUGGGAGGACAUUACAGGAACCACUCCCCUAACGUUCAUCAACGAUUGUGUCUCCUUCACGACCAACGUGUCGGCCAGGUUCUGGCUGAUAGACUGUCGGCAUGCGCAGGAGUCGGUCAGUUUCUCCACUUCAGUCUACAGGGAGACCAUCUGCGUUCCCUACAUGGCCAAGUUCGUUAUCUUCGCAAAGACCCAUGACCCCAUAGAGGCACGGCUCCGCUGCUUCUGCAUGACGGACGACAAGAUGGACAAAACCUUGGAACAGCAGGAGAACUUCACUGAGGUGGCCAGAAGCAGAGAUGUAGAGGUCCUAGAGGGCAAACCCAUUUAUGCAGACUGCUUCGGCAACCUGGUCCCUCUCACCAAGAGUGGCCAGCACCAUCUCUUCAGCUUCUUUGCUUUCAAAGAGAACAGGCUGGCACUCUUCAUCAAGAUCCGAGACAACACUCAGGAUCCGUGUGGCCGUCUGUCCUUUAUGAAAGAACCCCGGUCUUAUAGAAGUCUGGCCCACAAUGCUAUAUGCAACCUGAACAUCACACUACCAUCCUACUCAAAGGAAUCUGAUUCAGACCAAGAGGCUGAGGAAGAGAUCAACAGGACGCUUGAGAAAUAUGACGAAGACAUUACGUCGACGACAGUCCAGAAAAGAGAUCCGGACCUUCUCUCCGAUGUGUCUGAGCUGAAACAAGACCUGAUCAAAAUGACCGCUAUCCUAACCACGGAUUCCACUGACAAAUCCAGUUCUCUGGAAGGGAGCGGUCUGGAGAAAGGGGCUGAGGAGGUUCAGGGCGAGCCGUUUGAAAUCAUGGAGAAGGUCAAAGAGGAUUUGGAGAAAGUGGGCAAGAUACUCAGGAGUGGAACAUUGGAGGGUGAGGUAGCAGAGGGGGCAGCAAUAGCAGCCGGAAUGAAUGAAGAGUGGAUCCUCCUCUCAGACUGUGAGAUAGAGGAGGCCAAAAAGAUGUCUUCCUUAGAACCCCAGGAACCUAUUCUACAUGAAGUCCGAGUCAACAGAGGGAUUCCCAGACCUAAAGCCAUCAAAGACGUGUCUGGCAUGAACACACACCUGACUGGUGAACGCAAAGAAUAUCUCCUGGAUGUACCUGAGGGCUCCAGUGCAGCAGCUCAGGAGGAUGUGGUCCAAGAGAAAUUCACAGAGGUCGUCCUGCGCAAAGGCGUGAAAAGAACCACAACGACAAUAACAACAACAGCUACAAUCAAAACUCCUGCUGUUGAACUCAAAAAGCCAGUCAGGAGGAAAGGAAAAGACCAUGAACAGGCGGAGGAAUCUACCUAUGGGGAUGCUCUCCUAAGUGCACCCACAGACCGUAAACCAGUGUCACCUGUGUCCCCAGUAGUUGAGGAGACCCCCAUUGGGUCCAUAAAAGACAAAGUCAAAGCCCUUCAGCAGAAAGUGGAGGCAGAGCAGAAGGGUCAAAAGCCAACUCGCACCAAACCCUCAAAGGUUGCAGUGGAGAGCAAAAUCCCUCAAAGGACCGAAGAAACCACCCUUAAAUUGAAACAGAGCCCUGCAAAACAGGACACCGCUAAACAGGGCCACCCUAAGUUCCCCAAAACUGAGACUGAGAAGCUGCAGGAGACUAUGUCAGUAAGGGAGCUCAUGCGAUCCUUCCAAAAGGGGCUGGACCCCUCAAAGAAAAAGUCUGGACUUUUCGAACUCAAAACCCACACCUCUACAGAGCAUGAAACAACAGAAUCAGAAUUACAGCCCAAACAGUCAAAAUCCACUAUCAAAGCCACCACAAUCCGUUACGAACGGGAAGUAUCACUGGACGCCAUUCCUGACGAGCACCACAGAGCCAAAGAUGAGCAAAUUAGCCCACAUAGAAAGCACUCCAAAGACUUUGGUGCUGAAAUUAAAGCAGAGCUUGAGGACAAUCCAGAGUACCAACAGUUUAAGCAGACCUCUGUAGACGGUAGUCCUGCUGCCCAGUCAGACCUAACUGAAACCGUAGAGUUUCUGAAUAUUUCCCUCUAUGAUAGCUCUGAUAGUUUGAAACAUGAGAGCGUGGCAGACUCUCCCAGUGUCAGCCUGGGUGAUGGUAGUCCUCCUCACCUUAGCUCAGAGGAUAGCCUUAAACACGAGGGCUUAGCCACCCCUGGAACAAGCCCUGACAGUCUCUCCCUCUCUCCAAAAAAUGCUGACCAGUCCACUAAAAACUCAACAGCUGCUACUAUAGCUGUCAAAGGUGACAAUAAAAUCAAGGACAAGUCUGGAGACUCCGGUGUGGGGACCACUGAUGACCAGCCAUCAACGGAAAUUACCCUUCCUGUCUCUCCCAGUGAGGCUGCAGACGACCGCACCACGAGUGAGUCCAUAUAUUUUCAGACGGGCGAGUCUAAGCCAUCUAAAACGAGAAAGCUUACAAAUAGAGUUUCAGAGACUUUAGAGAGCUUCCUUAGGGAUGAGGAGAGCCCUGUUGACAAGCUAGCAUCAGCUGUAGCUAUGACCCUUGCUUCUAGUUCCUCUACCCAGCAUCAAGGAAGCUUAGAAUUGCCUUUAAAAGACCCAGAUACCCUCAGUCCCUUAGCCGACGAAUCUUUGACCAUAAGCCACAGAGACUCUCUAGACGAGGAUAGUCCCCUCAUGGAAGACGACUCCUCCCAUAGGACCCCAGACUCCAUCGAGCCCAGCCCAACAAAGGAAUCCCCCUGUUGUGACUCCUUAGAAAGCAGCCCUGUAGAGCAGAAAACGUUCCCUCCUGUUCUAGAUCAGCCCAGUGGGUCCUCUAGACACCCAGAACCCACCAAAGCCUCAGACUUCCCCCCAGACGUGUUGCGUAGUAGGCUACGCAGGGACCAGGAGGCUAGUGCCAACGAUGAUGACAGUAUCGAGCAGACUUCGUCCCAGAUGGAAAGUUCUGCAGGUGUGCAUGAAGGAAUCCACCACACAGAAGCCAAGAGCACAGCUACAAUGGUAGCAGUGGAGGGACCUCAAUCUGUCUCAGAGCAGCAUGUCCCACAAUCAGUUCAGUCACGCAAAGACAUGGAUGACAUGGAAGACAGUUUAGCUAAAACGGUUACCGUGUCUUCUAGCUCUGAGGGGGCUGCAAACAUAACCGAUGAGCAGAAGGAGGAAAGUUUGAGGAAAUCAAGGGAAAGCCAGGAGGAUGAUCGGGGAGGGAAAGAAGCAGAUGCAGGCAGUCUGCAGACAGCUGCUGUAAAAGCUCCCUGUCAAAUAGAGAGUAAUAUAACUGACGAAGUGAAAGGAGAUCACAGGAGGCACUCAGGAGCCCCUGAGGUAGAAACGUCCUCCACUGCCGUCAUUGGACAAGUGAGGGAAACAUUCAAACCCGAGAUCUGUAUCUACGAUGACACAGAGGAAGACGAUGAGGAAGAGGAACCUCCCAGAACCGAGUCAAAGGGCGUAACCGCCAGAGCAGAGGCAGACCCUUGGAGUGCCAUGCGCGAAGACGAUGAUGCUUUUGCAGCCCGCGUCAAAGAGGAAGAACAGAAGAUCUUGGGUCUGAUUGUAGACCGGCCGUCCCAGGGGGAAACCCCGGACACCACCCCAGGAAGGAGCCCCACGGAGGAAAGCACGCCAACCAGCGAGCCCAAUCCAUUCCUCUUCCAAGAGGGGAAGCUCUUUGAGAUGACUCGGAGCGGAGCUAUUGACAUGACCAAAAGGAGCUAUGAGGACGAGGGCUUUGCCUUCUUCCAGAUAGGCGAGCAGCCCCUAGAGGAGGCGCUAGCUAAACAUGUCAAAGAUGAGCCAGGAGAUAGAGGAGUCCAAACAGAAAGUGAAAUCGGACUCAACCUGACUCUGCAAAUAAAAGUGGAGGAAGACGAGGAACAGGCGAAAGAUGCUUCAGAUCCCACACACCUUGCCUCGACAGAGGACGAUCAGAAAGGCAGUGAAGCUGCAGCAGCCUCCCCCUCAAAAUCAGAUGCCUCUAAGUCUAGAAUCCCUAGAAUGGGUCUUUCUGCCUCAGCUAAGACCACUAAGAAAGACAAAGACCCAGUAUCACCAGAGUCUCCUGAAACUGUAGAGGUGAAACCAGACAUAAUUGUAGAGGAGACCCCCCUAGAGGUAGAAGCUAGUUCCCUCAAUCCAAUGAUAACAGAUGUUGAGACAGCAGUAACCACUGUCACUCGAUCAGUGUACCCAGAACAGGACCAAGAGUCCUCUGACUCCUCUCCAGAGGAGCAGCAUUCGGUCAUAGAACUCCCCCAAACCACAGAAAAGACCAAAACCCCAACUUCUACUGAAAAGGUUCCAAAGAUCCCAACUAAAACACCAGCCAAGGCUGGCCCCCAAAGUCAGAUUAAAACUGCUUCCUCCUUUACAUCCCCUGCAUCCCCCUCUUCAGCUAGUCCUAAAAAAGAGACUCCUGCUUUAGAGUCCAAAUCGAGAAUACCUGUCAAGGGCAAGGCUAGCCCUGUCAAGCCUGAGCCAUCAGUUAAACGUACUGAGUCAUCCCAGGACGCAAAGCUCAAGGUCCCAGUAAAAAAGGACUUGAGGAGAAAGUCUGAGACAGAUACAGGUCCCUCUGCUGUACCCAAAACCAAGACGUCGUCUUCCAAAGCCAAGAGCUUCUGUGAGGCAGACAAGUCAUCAUCUAAAAAGGACCUGGGUCGUCCCAUGAGCGAUGACUACUCCACCAAGACAAAGUCGGGCUUUGGUUUCCAAUCUAGGCUGCCAGUUAGAGGCAAGCUUGGUCAGACAUCUCACACUUCCACCCCCACCAAAGACGAAAGCGAGACGUGCAAGAAGUCUAUAGAGUUUGUUGAUAAGAUUAGCGACAAAGUUACAAAGCUAGUUGAGAGAUUUCCUCAGGACGAGAAAAACAAAGAGCAGGAGGCUGCUGUCUCGAAUGAUGAGAGCAGCGGCAUAGACCCUUCUGUCAUAGAGAGAGAGACUUUUCCCGAAAUACAGUUCCCUGCUUCCGGAGAUGUCUAUCCCAUUAGACCCCUGUGGGAUGACCCUGUUGACACGCAGAUGCAACGGAUUCCCGACGAUACAAUCAGAAGUCAAGUAGAUUCCCAGCAUGAAGCCGAGAGGAAAGAGGAACGGUUGGAAAUAAUAGCCGACCACCUGGGCUUCAGUUGGACGGAGCUGGCUCGAGAACUGGAGUUCAGUGAGGAGAAAGUCAAUCUAAUAAGGCUUGAGAACCCCAAUUCACUACAGGACCAAAGCCACGCCCUGCUGAAGCUCUGGACUGGCAGGGAGGGUAAAAAUGUCACAGAAACAUCACUGAUCAAAAGACUAACCAAAAUCAACAGAAUGGACAUUGUCCACCUCAUCGAAACCAAGAUGGUCAAGUCCACCCAGGAGGACACAUCACACAGCUAUGCAGAGAUUGAGAGGACCAUUGCACUGGAUCACAGUGAAGGUUUCUCUGCCCUCCAAGAGGACAUAGACAGUCCGCGGCCAGGCAGGCGUACAGACAGCACCCCCAGUGGGCCAGGGUCCAGGCAGGGGCCCCUCGUGGUGUCAGAGGAGAACCUCUCCUCCAGCAUUUCAUCACAUCACGAGACUUCAGGGCGGGUGGAGACAGACGAAUCAGUAACAGGCCUCCUGAGACACGUCCAGAAGGAGAAGCUGCAGAAAGAGAUGGAUUCGACACAUCCUGUGGGCGGUACAUCAGAUACUGGACCGGAGAAGGCUGAGUCACUACAUAUGGGCACUUUCAAACAAGAGAUAAAUGAGGAGCUAGGGUUGCUGUCAUCGGAUAACUCAGAGGAAGAGGUGUUAACCUCCAGGGUGGUCCGACGCAGAGUUAUCAUCCAGGCGGAUGACCUGCCAGACAUCCCUCCCCAGACAGUUACAGAAGAACAGUACAUGGAUGAGCAAGGAAACAUGGUAGUCAAGAAGAUCACACGGAAGGUGAUCCGUAAGUACUUCUCUCCAGACGGUGUGGAGAGAGAGGAGGUGACGGUGCAGGGAUCUCAGCAGGAGAUGGUCAGCGUGGAGGAAGGAGACGGCUUCUCCAAGGUGGUGAAGAGGACAGUGGUCCGGAGUGAGGGAGAUCAGACUGAGUUGACCUUUUCGGAGCCCCUUGCCCUGGGGGCCACCACGACCUCGGAGAUCGAGUCAGAGCAGGCGGAGGGUCGAAAGGUCAGCAAGGUGGUCAAGACGACGGUGGUGAGGGGCGAGAGGAUGGAGAAGGAGACGGGUGACCCCUCGCUGGCCGCAGACCUCCCCUCGGCCAAACAGGACUUUGAGAAGGCAUUGAGUUAUGCUGGAGGCUUUGGGAAAAUUCAACUUCCCCAUUUAGUAGAAAAAGAGGUUGUGAAGGAGGACGGUUCUGUUGUCAAAAGAACCCAGAUGCGUAAGUCUCGUACCCAGAAGAGGACUGUGGCGAUGGAUGCCCAGGGUAAGCAUGUGCACCUGGAGCGGCUGGACGACACCCCAGAGACCCUGCAACCCGAUGCCCUUCAGCAACACCUGCACUUGCUGCUCCAACGCUAUUGCGACAAGGAGGAGGAGGGAGGAGAGAAGGAGAAAGAGGAGGAGAGGAGAAAGAAGAAGUGAUGGGCUUUUUUGAUUUGCUGGCUGAGUUGUGUGUCUUCCCUUUUGGCCUCGUCCCCAAUGCUACAUAAGCCUCCUAUCCACAAAAAACCCAUGAAGUCUUGUAAGCUAUUCUCUACCACAACUCUGACCCCUCGAUGACCCCUAACGACCCUUAACCUUUACCAGCCAGACUUCCCCUGCUAAAGACACUGGAUUACGUUUUUGGUUUAAAUUUUUGUUUUUCCCUUUUAGUGGCAAAUAAUGAAACAGUUUAUUAUUUUAUUUUUUUGCUUUUGACUUGUUUCCAGUUUUUUUUUGCUCAUUUUGUGACCAAAGAUGGCACCCACUUUCUCGUCGGGUGACUUAGAAUAUAUAUUUUUUGUCAUUAUCCUUUUGUUUGGUUCUUGUAGUUUUUGGCUGCUGUGGUACAAUAAAAAAGAACAACACAAAAAAAAUGCAACGAAUGAAAACAGCUACAGGAAAUGUAUGAAGAGGGUGCACCUCGCACGUUCGCCUCAUGCAGAGGCCUCUUUCUGAAAGAACGAUUGUAAACAUUUGUAAAUAGAGAAGACUGGUAGAAAACAAAACAAACAGCCAUUCAAAAGCAUUUGUUACAUUUGUCCCACGGUACCUGCUGUACACGUACGUGUACCAAUCUGUUCUGUGGUCAAGGGUGAAGGGUCUUGACCCUUUUCAUCCGACUAUCAAGAGAUUGUUACAUAGGAGUCCGUUGUCAUCAACAGUUUUGGAGAGAUACUGUUUUAAAGGAGUGAAUGCCAUAGUCUUUCAUCAAGGACUUUUGAAUCAGAUAAGCGCAAAUACGCUGUGAUCUGAACCCCCAUUUUAUUGAAGCAAAUCAUCCCCAAAUAACCCUCCACUACAGUUCAGUUUACAAAGUUGGCUCAAGGUGGUUACGUGUGUAAUGAUGUGGUGUCGUUUGUUUUACAUGAGCUUUGUGAACACACGUUCAGCCCCAGCCCCAGGUACUGCCCCAGGUACUGUCCCAGGUACUGCCCCAGGUACUGCCCCAGGUACUGCCCCAGGUACUGUCCCAGGUACUGCCCCAGGUACUGCCCCAGGUACUGUCCCAGGUACUGCCCCAGGUACUGCCCCAGGUACUGUCCCAGGUACUGCCCCAGGUACUGCCCCAGGUACUGCCCCAGGUACUGCCCCAGGUACUGUCCCAGGUACUGCCCCAGGUACUGCCCCAGGUACUGCCCCAGGUACUGUCCCAGGUACAGCCCCAGGUACUGCCCCAGGUACUGUCCCAGGUACUGCCCCAGGUACUGCCCCAGGUACUGUCCCAGGUACAGCCCCAGGUACUGCCCCAGGUACUGUCCCAGGUACUGCCCCAGGUACUGUCCCAAGUACUGCCCCAGGUACUGCCCCAGGUACUGUCCCAGGUACAGCCCCAGGUACUGCCCCAGGUACUGCCCCAGGUACUGUCCCAGGUACUGCCCCAGGUACUGCCCCAGGUACUGCCCCAGGUACUGCCCCAGGUACUGCCCCAGGUACUGCCCCAGGUACUGUCCCAGGUACUGCCCCAGGUACUGUCCCAGGUACUGCCCCAGGUACUGUCCCAAGUACUGCCCCAGGUACUGCCCCAGGUACUGUCCCAGGUACUGCCCCAGGUACUGCCCCAGGUACUGUCCCAGGUACUGCCCCAGGUACUGUCCCAGGUACUGCCCCAGGUACUGUCCCAGGUACUGCCCCAGGUACUGUCCCAGGUACUGCCCCAGGUACUGCCCCAGGUACUGCCCAAGGUACUGUCCCCAUCUCCCUGUUUUUCUCUAUCUGUCUUAUGGGUGUUGUGUAGUCAAACUUCCUUCUGAGCAGUGCAUCAGACUGCUACCACCUAUGUGUGUGUGUGCGUGUGCGCGCACGUAUGUACGUGAGUGUGUUUGUGUGUUAGUUCAUAGUAUCCUCACUGACAUUGCGACCUGCCAUUUUCGAAAUAAAUUAUCCAGAAUGUU
Oncorhynchus keta (chum salmon) is the source of this 13286-nucleotide messenger RNA. RefSeq names its product ankyrin-2-like. Gene Ontology annotation, cellular component: T-tubule. Bases 841 to 11334 code for a protein of 3497 amino acids. NCBI's taxonomy places the organism in Eukaryota, Metazoa, Chordata, Actinopteri, Salmoniformes, Salmonidae. The transcript has 52 exons. Gene Ontology annotation, molecular function: protein binding. The record is from RefSeq and is a predicted model, not a curated record. Gene Ontology annotation, biological process: regulation of cardiac muscle contraction; protein localization to T-tubule; signal transduction.